This is a messenger RNA of Rhodofomes roseus, 4290 nucleotides long. RefSeq lists its product as uncharacterized. The transcript is spliced from 8 exons. The record is from RefSeq and is a predicted model, not a curated record. Bases 347 to 4003 code for a protein of 1218 amino acids. NCBI's taxonomy places the organism in Eukaryota, Fungi, Basidiomycota, Agaricomycetes, Polyporales, Fomitopsidaceae.
GUAGUCGGCUUGUCGCCCGAGCGAAGCGUGCUAACUUACGAAGCGACGACGAACCAGAUACCACCAUAGUAGUACUAUUCUACGCAUCAAGUACAUCAAGGCACAAAAUGAUCACUUGAGCUGAGCUUUCGCAUCUUCGCACACCUGGUUGAUAUUGCGCAUCAAGUUCCCAAUAUAGAAGUGAUGAUACGACAUGUCUGGGGAUCCUACAGUUGGUAUAAAGGUCGAUGAGCGUAGUGCUCGCUCCUCAGCUCACUUUUGCUUCUCGAGCUCACAUUUCUUAUGACCAGUCAUUGCUUUUUCCUAACGACUUGACGAUCCUUCUCGACGCCUAUCCAUACUGAAUAUGCGCUAUCUUACUGUUGUCUCUACCGCCUUGAUCGCCGCGACCGCGGUGCCGGCAUCCGCUCUGCCCUGGGGAUUUGGUACCCGCAACGUCGAGCACGACGCGCUCGUCCAGCGCGAUGUCGCCGACGAGCUCUACACCCGCGGGCUGACAGCACGUUCUCCAUCGAAAGGCGGUAACCCAUACCCACGCCCUGGCACCCCCAACCGGCCGCAAAAUCCAAUCCCCGGUGCACCGCGGCCGUACCCUGGGGUCCCUCAUCCGCGCCCGCGCCGGCCGUCGAACACUGGUCCGCGUCCGUCAGGCCCGAAUCCGAACGCUCCAGUAAGGCCGAAGCCGCACCCUAAGCCUAGGGAGCUCGACGAGUACCUCCUUGCCCGGGCACCGGAAGACGACGAGCUGUGGGCACGCGCGUUGGAGGAUGAGCUCUACGCGAGGACAUUCGUCCAGCGCGACGUCGCCGACGAGCUCUACACCCGCGAGCUAACAGCACGUUCUCCACGCUACAACGGUCCACGCCCUCUGAGCCCGAUCCGGCCGCAGCACCCAAUCCCCGGCGCACCGCGGCCGUACCCUGGGGUCCCUCAUCCGCGCCCGCGCCGGCCGUCGAACACUGGCCCGCGUCCGUCCGGCCCGGAUCCGAACGCUCCAGUAAGGCCGAGGCCGCACCCUAGCCCUAGGGAGCUCGACGAGUACCUCCUCGCCCGGGAACUGGAAGACGACGAGCUGUUGGCACGCGCGUUCGACGAUGAUUCAGAGCUUACGCUUCGCUUCACAAAAUGGAAACGUCCAGUUGUUGGUUGGAACCUGUAUAGGAUAGAAGUAUUUGGCAAGUCGAUAUAUUCUUUGAGUUGCCGAGAAGCAGUUGAAGCGCUCAAGGGUAUCGACCUAGGCGUUUCAUCUAAUCCAAAGGAUAACAAUAUGGCUCCUGACAGUCAUGCAAGGGACAAUCCAUGCUGGCGAUCUGUUGAAGCGUGCCGCUGGGCGAUCGGCCGGUUUGACAUGCCGCCAGUUAGCGUGUCUCGUUCCGUCUCGCCUCCGUCUUCCUCUUUCCAGCACAGACAUGGCACAGGUACAUCACUCGCGGCCGCUGCGGCCGACGCGCCUGGUGCGGCAGAUGCACCCGCCGGACACUACAGCAGGCAAACAGGCGUGUCCUGCCAGUCCUGCGUAAUACGGCGCAAGGAAGGCGACGGCGCUGUCGUGCCCGAUCUAGUCUUCGAUCGACGCAGCGGGGUAAAGGGACCACACCCGGAUCCCUGGUCAUGUUCGACUCGGGUCCCGGUGCCCUCUUUCUGCCCACUCUACAUCUUCUCCUCCAUGCCCCUGUUGCACGAGGCACGCCACUCUGCGUCCCCCAUGGGUGCCCCCCAAGCGAUCCGUCUAGCCCCUAAUGAACAGCGGCGUCUGGACGGUUUUCUGCCCACGCGGCCCUCAGAAUCUAUGAGCCCGCUGUCCACUCGUCCACCCGCGACGCCACCGCCAGAGGGAAACAGGGCCCACAGUCUCUACUCUUGCGGUUCUCUGUCUUACGAAGGUGUUCGCUUCUCCACACCUGUCCGCUCGCGCACCAUCUCGUCGUCAUCCCCCUCAUCAGGCGCAAGUCCCUCUCGCCUGCCCAUCGGAUCACCCGCCCGCAAGUCGGAGCGCCGGAUCACCCACAGAGCGCGCCCCAGCGUACCUACUGGCCUCGGACUCGUCGACGUGGAGAAGCUGGCGUUGGCACCGUCACCGCAAGCCGACGCGUCGCGCGAGGAGCGCGCGCAGCGGCGGCGCGCCGUUCACUUCCAGUCGCAUGCGCAGUUCUCGGAGGCUCUGCGCCGCACGCUCGCCCAGCCGGAAGGCGCGUCUCCGGAGGGCAAGGAUAUGUCGCCGGAGCAGACACUCGAGAUCGAACAGUCACCGCGCGGACAGCGGGACGUACCUGAAGACGAUGACGAUGACUUCCUGUAUGACGAGGACUAUUCCUGGGAGGCGGUGAGUGCUACGUCGGGGAACACACCCGCGCUCCGUAGUGCAUCCAUGCAUGAGCUUGCCGCUGCCUUUCCCUCGCCUCCCAAGACUGCACCCGAGUUUCCGCUCUCGCUCUUCGCCCUCGACCGCGACACGCCACCCAACCUCCCGCUGCCGCCCACUCCGCCGUUCCUACGGACUGCGCGGAGCCCACAUGUCUACGCUAGUGGGGGCUUCGCUGACAAUCGGAUGACGGCAUUCGAUCCCGAGGAGAGCAUGACACGGCUGAAACUGAGCAUAGCGAAAUUGGAAGGGUUUGGGCCUAUUCCGGACGCGCCGGAGCCUGCCUGCUUCUUCGACGAUGACGAGGAGGACUUGGAGGAAGUGCAACUCGACAGCGGCCGUGGUCGCGAUGCAGGUCAAAUAGUGCUGUUGCACAGACCCCCUCCUGAGGACGUGUCCCCGCCGCUCACUCACUCUGAUUCGACGGACGCUAGCUCACCAUUGUCAGAAAUCCAUUCCCCGAUCACCGACGUGGCUGAUCUCAGCUCGCACGAGGUCGAUAGUGAUGCUGAGGCCCGACUGGAGCGGUUGCUUCGCUGCCUCAACCCGACGAAUUUCGCGCGCGCCGGCGUUCCCGCCUUCAGCCCGAGCACCGCAUCCUCUGCGACGGCUUCUAGUCCUCGCACACCGUCUGUGUCAUCACCCCUGACGCCUCCAUCCAUCGAGCUCUUGCCGGAGUUUGAGUUUGAGAAGACGCGGCGCAUCCAUUACAAUCAAGGAAAGGGCCACAAACGGCGGUCAAGCUCCCUGUCUAACCCACUCAUCUCCGGAUGGCAAUCGUUUGCGAGCCCGCUUCUGGCAGCUGGUUCAAAAGACCAGUCUGUGAGCCCUAGAGAUCUGCGGGAUUCCUCUAGCACUGUGACAUCCUCCGCAUCCGCUUACUCCUCUGUGGCUCAUUCCACGUCUUCUACACCUGCCUUUGCUUCGUUUGCGGGACACACGCGCAACCCGUCUGCCGAGUACCGUUCCCGGGGUAUCCAGGCCCAAGUCCCGCCAGAGCCAAAGGGUCCGGAGUCACCUCUGCGGAAAGCUCGCAGCACACCAUUUAUUCGUCGUCCCGUCCGCUACGAGCCUGCACAGCCUAUCUUGCAGCAGCAUCGAUCGAUCGCGCCUCCCCUGCCGCCUCUUCCACCCCUACCGCCCUUGCCUCCUGUCCCUCCGACAGCGAGCUCCGCGCCUCUGCCCAGCUCGCUUGGUCUCGUGCGAUGUGCAACCCACACCGCAAGCACUCCUCGCGAAGCCGAGCGCACGGCGCGUCUGUCGUCCAUGCAAGCCUCCGCGCGCGCGCCAUUGGGCUCCGAGUCUGCGGACGGCCACGUCGGGCUCUUGCCGUCAGCUUCAUGGCGUCGCGUGCACAACCCGAUCGGUACGCCCCCGGCGAUUUCCCCGUCCUCGUCCCGCAUAAGCCGGUCCUCGAGCCCGCGCACUCCGCCGAACAGCGGCGGGACGGGACACUCGAGCUUUAUGCAUAUUACGCCGGAGCAGCCGCACUCGCGCAUGAGCAGGCUGUGGAGUCGGGCUCGGGCGGGCCUCAGUAAGGGGCCUGAGGAAGGGAGAGGCGAGCUUGCCAAGGGCAUCGACGGCGGGAAGGGAGUGAAGAAGAACGCAAGAUGGCUAAGGGGGAGCGUCGUGCAGGGCUGAGGGGAGUAACCUUUAACUGGCAGGCGCGGACCUUCCUCUGUUUGACUUGGCUAACGGACACGCAUUGUACAACGUGAAAGCUUCGCCCAUUGUCGUCUGUUGUAUUACAUCUGUUGUGUUACUCUACUCGUGAACGCACUACCUUACAGUAUGACCGUAAUGUAUACAUAGCAGAUUGCAUUCCUUCCCUACUCUCAACGUUGUAUAUUCAAGCCUGGUUGUAAUAGCUGAUAGUAUCCUAUGACUAUUAAUGCAAGUUGCGGUUACCUGGUCGGGUCAGACAUUCA